Micromonas commoda is the source of this 504-nucleotide messenger RNA. RefSeq lists its product with no specific name. Gene Ontology annotation, cellular component: cytosolic small ribosomal subunit; ribosome. NCBI's taxonomy places the organism in Eukaryota, Viridiplantae, Chlorophyta, Mamiellophyceae, Mamiellales, Mamiellaceae. Bases 1 to 504 code for a protein of 167 amino acids. Gene Ontology annotation, biological process: translation. The record is from RefSeq and is a predicted model, not a curated record. Gene Ontology annotation, molecular function: structural constituent of ribosome; RNA binding. The transcript has a single exon.
AUGGAGGAGAUCGACGCGGAGGAGAGCGAGGAGGCGCGGCUGAGGGCGGAGCGAAGGGAGAGCGAGAAGGAGCGGGAGGAUGAGCGAAGGGCCAAUCGUGUGGCGGUGCGGGACGCCACCGGCGCGUCCUCGGCGACUGGUCGAAGGAAAACCUCCGUGGCGAGGGUGACCAUCCGCCCGGGCGACGGCGCCGUCACCAUCAACGACAGGCCGUUCGACGCGCACAUCCCCGACAUCAACCACCGCGCGAUGAUGAUCCGGCCGUUCCUCGUCACCGACACGAUGGGUCUGUUCGACGUGCACGCGUCGGUGCGAGGCGGGGGAUUGUCGGGGCAGGCGCAGGCUAUCCGGCACGGCUUGGCGCGAGCGCUGGAGCUGUACGAACCCGACUUCAGGCCCGCGCUCAAGAAGGAGGGCAUGCUGACGAGAGAUCCGAGGAAGGUGGAGAGGAAAAAGCCCGGUCGGAAGAAGGCGAGGAAGGCUUUCCAGUGGGUGAAACGAUGA